Messenger RNA from Bombus pyrosoma, 919 nucleotides. RefSeq names its product rho GDP-dissociation inhibitor 2 (gene RhoGDI). Gene Ontology annotation, cellular component: cytoplasm; cytosol; membrane. The record is from RefSeq and is a predicted model, not a curated record. The transcript has 5 exons. Gene Ontology annotation, molecular function: Rho GDP-dissociation inhibitor activity; protein binding. Lineage: Eukaryota; Metazoa; Arthropoda; Insecta; Hymenoptera; Apidae. Gene Ontology annotation, biological process: Rho protein signal transduction. Bases 160 to 777 code for a protein of 205 amino acids.
UACGUUUAUUACUGUUAGAAGCAUCAGAUUCAUUACUGAUCAAUUAUUAACCAAGAUUAGUAACCAACUUUUUCAUUAUUCUCAUAAUCCAGUAACUGCUUAGCCUGUGAAGUUCUGUUGUCAAAUAAGUGAAAUAUUUAUCAGGAUCCGUGAUUAAACAUGUCAGAACCUAAUACCGAUCACAUUGACUCCGUAGAAGAAGAAUUAGAAGUGGAAUCUAACUACAAACCCCCUCCAGAAAAAACGAUAGAACAAAUCCUAGAAACAGAUAAAGAAGAUGAAAGUUUACGCAAAUAUAAAGAAACUCUUUUGGGAGAAGCAAAGUCUGGUGGUGUUGUUGUAGAUCCAAAUGAUCCCAGGAAAGUAAUAGUAAAAAAGUUAGCGCUGUGUGUAGCAGAUCGGCCAGAUAUGGAAUUAGAUUUAACAGGUGACCUCUCUCAGUUAAAGAAACAGACAUUUGUAAUAAAAGAAGGUGUUAGCUACAGAAUCAGGAUUGACUUCAUUGUUCAACGUGAAAUUGUGCAUGGCCUAAAAUAUGUUCAAAAAACCUAUCGUCUUGGAAUGCCAGGUGUCACAGUGGAUAAGAUGAUGCAUAUGGUGGGUUCUUAUCCUCCAAAAACGGAAAUUCAAUCAUAUACAACGCCAACGGAGGAUGCGCCAGCUGGAGUAAUGGCACGUGGUUCUUAUAGUGUAAGCUCUUUGUUUACUGAUGACGACAAACACGAACACCUAAAGUGGGAAUGGUCAUUUGAAAUUAAGAAAGACUGGAAAGAGUAAGCUCCCUUUUAUAAUGGGAAGCCCUACAACGAUCGCAAUUAAAAUAAAAAUGCCAAAAGGGACUCUAAUUUUUAUAGAUAUUCAGUCAUACUGCGAUGCCAUAACUGUAUUUUUUAAGUAAUAAGAGAAAGAGUAACAUUGA